Molecule: messenger RNA, 1977 nt
Organism: Arvicola amphibius (Eurasian water vole)
Lineage: Eukaryota; Metazoa; Chordata; Mammalia; Rodentia; Cricetidae
Gene: Crip3
Product: cysteine rich protein 3
Exons: 7
Coding region: 907-1554 (215 amino acids)
Source: RefSeq, a predicted model, not a curated record
UAAAAUUAAUUUAGUUACCUGAUAUUUCAUACACAUGUGUAAUAUAUUCUGAUUAUUGCCAUCCCACACACCUUAUCUCUUCUCUCACCACCUCCACCACCCCGGUUCCUAUUAGUCCCUUCCCAGGUUCAUGGUUUUCAGGUUUGGGUUUUGUUUGUGACCCAUUUAGUUUAACUAGGGCCAGCUGUGUGACCAUUGGGUUGCAGCUAGCCAUUGCACCGUUGUAUAGUGAUCAGUGACUACACAACACUUUAAAGUCUUGGAGUUAGAAAUAUAUGGCUGGUGUUUAACUUAAACUUCUAAAUUUAACAAGUCUGAUAAUCUUAUGCAUAAGCCAUAGAUUAUAAACAGGACCACAUUUUGGAAUUUACAGACUGGGAUAUGAGUUCAUCUAAGGAACUCUUCAUACUGUUUUCACAGCAGUCAUGUGCUAGGCACUGUUGAGAUUAAUUUAUCUAUUACAGCCCCGUGCCAUGGAGACUGCUACCAUGUUCCUACUCUUUGUACAAACAAGAAAAUGAAGGUGUGUGUGUGUGUGUGUGUGUGUGUGUGUGUGUGUGAUUUACUUGAAAGGUGGACUUGACAUCACCUUGCUCUCAGCUCUGCUCCACUAAGGAGGAAUUAAACCACUUAGAAGAAUGCUUGCCUGAUGCUUGCUUGUUUGCUUUUCACUGACCUAGAAAACGAGCCAUUGAACUCAGGGCUCCUUCUCUCCCAAGUCUUUGAAGUUCUUUAAAAUAAAUUGAUAAAUCGCCUCAUUCCCUCAGCUCAAAGUUUUUGGUGUCCCAUGGGCGGCCCCAGCUCGAUGAGACCAAAGCUGGACAGUGGGUGGGGCUGGCAGAGAGGCGGGACUUAGCUGCCGGUGCCUAGAAUUGCUGUUUGGACUAGGCUGUCCUAUGAAGAACCAUGAGCUGGACUUGUCCGCGUUGCCAGCAACCAGUUUACUUCGCCGAGAAAGUGAGCUCCUUAGGCAAGAACUGGCACCGUUUCUGCCUGAAAUGUGAGCGCUGCCACAGCAUCUUGUCCCCUGGCGGGCAUGCAGAGCACAACGGGAGGCCAUACUGCCACAAGCCUUGCUAUGGGGCUCUCUUUGGACCUCGAGGGGUCAACAUUGGUGGUGUGGGUUUCUAUCCCAACAGUCCCCACGCUCCCUCCCCUACCAUCAGCAUUUCCCUCAGCCCCAGCAACUUUAGCCCCCCAAGGCCAAAGGCUGGCUUCCCCCAGGCCAAGAAAAGCCCUCCCUACAUGAAGACAUUUACUGGGGAGACCUCACUGUGCCCUGGAUGUGGAGAGCCUGUCUAUUUUGCUGAGAAGGUGAUGUCUUUGGGCAGAAAUUGGCACCGACCCUGCCUGAGGUGCCAACGUUGUAGGAAGACCUUAACUGCUGGGAGUCACGCGGAGCAUGACGGCAUACCUUACUGCCACAUCCCCUGUUAUGGAUACCUGUUUGGCCCCAAAGGUGGGCAGCCAGACCCCAGACACUGGGGCCUAUGGGAAUGUGUGAAGAACUUCCUUUGUAGUCAGACAUCUCAAGCUCCUCCCCUCUCCCUUUAGCCCUCAACACUCAUUCCACCAAAGCCCUUGGUGACAGGACUUUCUCCUUCAGGUGUGAACAUUGGCAAUGUGGGCUGCUAUAUCUAUGACCCAGUGGAGAUAAGAUUCAAAUGAGCCAUCAUGGGACUGAUCAUCCUAACUCAGGCCUCCCACCCUCUCUUCAAUCCACUGGAAGCUCUGGAAUUCCCUAGUCCUUUUGGGAGGAAAACAGUGAAAUCCCAGGGGUAUGGGCCUAGGCCCUGUGGUAGACCUGAGUCUGGACUUGCUCUGCCAAUUCUUUGCUUCCCAAUUCCUAUCUGGAUAGGCUACCCCACUUAGAAUGGUGAUCUCCUGGCUUCCCGGUUCCUUCUCCCAGCAAUGCUGGAGUUCCCAUGUAUACUCAUCAAGGUCAUUUAUUGAGUCUCAGCUCCCUGGCUUCUCUAA